AUGAGGUGCUGUAAAAUAUUACUGAUAGUCUCCCUUAUUUCCGGAUUAGACUCAAAACCAGACGUUAUCGAACUUCCCGAUGGAAAAAUCCGAGGUCAUACAUUAAAGAGCGGUAAAGGAAAUUCCCUAUGCAGCCCCCCGAUAGGAAACAGAAGAUUUGCAGAACCGGAGGAACCCGAACCGUGGAAAGGAAUAUUAAACGCUACCAGAAAUACCAAAGUUUGCAUGCAAACUAAGCCUUCACCGGGAGGUAUAGAGACGACUGAGGAUUGCUUGUAUCUAAACGUUUACACUCCACUGAAAGGUACCGGUAAAAAACUCGAUUUGCUGCCGGUAAUGGUGUACGUACACGGUGGAGCGUUCCUCUACGAAGCAGGCGCCAUCCAAUAUUACGAUCCCAAAUAUCUAAUGGACUACGACAUAGUCGUAGUUACGAUAAACUAUCGUUUAGGAGUGUUCGGUUUUUUGGCCACGUAUGACGGAACGAUACCGGGAAAUCUCAGUUUGAAAGACCAACUGAUGGCGCUCCGUUGGGUGAACAAGAACAUCGCCAAAUUCGGCGGAGAUAAAAGUCGAGUGACGGUGAUGGGAAGCAGUUCGGGUGCCAUGUCGAUCUCUUAUUUACAACAAAAUCAAUUGGCAACCGAUUUGGUGAGGGGCUACAUCUUCGAUUGCGGUACUUCGUUUUCCACGGUGGCUUACCAGAACGAUCCGGACCGUUAUGCCUUCAAAUUGGCCAGAAUUCUGGAUAAAAACUUUACGUCUAACAGCACGCGAGAUCUGUUAGAAUUCCUACGCCAAAAGCCCGCUAAAGAUCUUCUAUACGGCCCUAUAUACAGUGAUACUUACAACGUAUCAGUAGCGGAAGGGAUUCCUUGGAUACCGUCUAUAGAGGAUAGUUCGUACAAAAAAGCUUUCAUAACUAAACCAAUGGUAGAAAGUUACAUGAAAGGUGAUUUUCAAAAAGCGCCCAUUUUAAUUGGAACCUCUUACAAAGAGAUCUUCGAUAUUACACCAGAACCGACUCUAUUCUUCGGUGAAGUUAAAAGAUACGAUAGUAGUUACAAGGAACUAAUUAAUCCAUUUCUAAACGUCUCCGAGGAAGAUCGAGAGCAGGCGGGAAAGGAAUAUAAAUUAAUUUAUACCGAUGGAAAAUUCGAAGAUGACAUUGACGCGUUCAUAUCAUUUGUAAGUGAAGAUGAACUCUCCACUCCGAUCAUUCACUACGCGACGCUGGUGUCUGAACAUGCCCCGGCGUAUUUUUGGCAAUUUUCGUACAGAGGAAUUAUGGGAGGCGGUUACCAAACUAUCCCAUAUGCCGGUCACGCUGAAAAUCUGUUCUAUACAGGGUGUUUCAUUGGGAAAGGGCAAUAUUUUAACCCUGUAUUGAGGUCACCCAGGGGAUUACAAAAAACCCAUAUACUAUGGGUCUUGCGUCCUUUAUAACCGAGUUACAGGGUGUUUUUUGAAUUUGGCCCAUUUCUUUCGACACCUAUAACUUUUGAAUCACUCAGUAUAUUUUUUUGAUAUUUGGCAUAGAUAUUCUAUACCUUUAGGACAAUUUAUUGCCACAUUAAAAAAUUACAAAAUCCAGGUCCGGAUUUAGAAAAAUUAAUAAAAUUUGACCGACCCUAAAACAACACCCUAUACAUCAUAUUUUUAAAAAUUGAAUUUCAAAUUCAGAAAGAGCAUAAAAAACUGAAUGUAUUCAUCAACUUUUUAUUUUCCCGCAUGCCGUUUUUCUACCAAAAUUUAAACGUUAAAAUGUACAUUAUGAGAUUUUUGGUCCAUGUAAAUUGUAAUUGAAGGGAUUUUAAUUAAUUUUUCUUUAAUAAAACCAGAUUUACUUAACACUUUCAUGAAAAUUCUCGAAAUAGACCUAUUGAACUUGAAUUAACAUUCACAUAAACCAAUAAAAAUUACAAUUACAGAUCCGCACUUAAUAAAAUUAAAAUGAUUUCAAUUCAUUUAAUAAUUAAUCAUUGAUUAAUCAAUGUUUACAUUUCUACGUGAGAAAAUUCAAAACUUAACUAUGUAAUUUAUUAGCUUCUUUACAAAAGAUACUAAAAGUACUCUUUUCAACACCACCAAGAGAUAGAACACAUUUACCUAGUAAGCACUUU
Messenger RNA from Phyllotreta striolata, 2123 nucleotides. Lineage: Eukaryota; Metazoa; Arthropoda; Insecta; Coleoptera; Chrysomelidae. The record is from the annotation of a GenBank genome assembly.